This is a messenger RNA of Psylliodes chrysocephalus, 1134 nucleotides long. NCBI's taxonomy places the organism in Eukaryota, Metazoa, Arthropoda, Insecta, Coleoptera, Chrysomelidae. The record is from the annotation of a GenBank genome assembly.
AUGGUUCAACACCGUAAAACGCUUAUCAUAUUACUAAUAUGGCUAGCGCGUAAUGUCCAGCAAAUCGAUAGCUUAAUUGCCUACGACUGUUCGGAUUCAAAGACUAAUGUAUCGGUUAUCUCGUUAAAAGACGUUCAAAAAUGCCCGUCGCCGGAGUCGGCAUACGCGAGUGCGAAAAUAAACGUGCAAGUCAUACAACGGAAUGAACUUAAAACACAAAAAGUAUGGACUUGCUUAAUCGAAGUUUCACGAGUAAUGUUCUACUGUGGCAUGCACAGCCACACGUCAAUAGUUAACGGAGGUCUAUCAACCACCAUUCACAAAUUGGGAGCGGAAGAAUGCAAGGCGCUACACCAAUACCGGAAACUUAAUCUCUUUCACCAAAUCAUAAGCAAUAUAGUAAUGAAUGGGACCACUACAGCUUCAAUAACGUUAGAAGGUAAACUAGAUAAUACAGGGACAUGUAAAGGCGUAAUAUACCAAGAAAAUGGUAACGUCUGGAACGAUGUAGUCAUAGUCGCAUCAAUCAAAAUCCUUACCAGGGACUACUCAGCAGCCGUCAACUUAGAAGAUAAUGAAAUACACCUACAAGGAGGAAUCACUUGUCCAUUUCUUAUAGGAUAUUGCAUGGACUCAACUUUAGGAGAAUCAACAAGUUACGAACCAAUAACAUGCGAAGAUCAUCUAAGUCAAUUAUACAAAGGAAAUGCAGAAAUGGUAACAAAUAAAGCAACAAUGGAAGCAGUCAUAGUAGUAGAAGAAGACAUGAAGAUAUUUUCACUAACAAUUCAAAAACGAACAAUGGUUUGCGGAAUAGAAGUCUGGCAAACAGAACACCCAAGAAUAAUAAUAAGCAAACAAAAAGACCGAAGAGGCCUAAAUCCAACAAUGCCAAUGUUGCCACAAAACGUCAACCUCAUGGACUAUGUCAAUAGUAAAUUUUUGUACAUAGAACAAGCAUAUAAAAGAGAUAUAGAUCGAUUAUAUGUAGACACAAUACACAGAAGGUGUUUAAUGAGGAGAGAAAUCCUAAAGAAUCGACUACUAAUGGCACCAAUACUACCAAAUGCAGUAAGCCAACUGAUGCAACAUGAACCAGGAUACGUUGGAAGAGUACUUGGGGAAGCGUUGUAG